Messenger RNA from Lachancea mirantina, 3858 nucleotides. The record is from the annotation of a GenBank genome assembly. NCBI's taxonomy places the organism in Eukaryota, Fungi, Ascomycota, Saccharomycetes, Saccharomycetales, Saccharomycetaceae.
AUGGUCAAGCUUGCUGAGUAUGCGCGCACAGCGACGUUUGCAUGGUCGCAUGACAAAGCUCCGUUGUUGGCGACAGGAACCGCGUCAGGGGCUAUUGACGCAGAUUUUUCGAGCGAGUCCACAUUGGAACUGUGGUCGCUGCUGUCGCCGCAUUCUUCCAAACCAGAGGCAGCGAUCAGUGCAGACGCCAAAUUCAAUGAUCUCGACUGGUCUCACGACAGCCAGGUGAUAGCAGGCGCGCUCGAAAACGGCACCGUGGAGUUUUUUUCUGCACCAGAGCGCGCGUCUGUCGCCAAAAUCGCCAAACACACGACUCCCGUCAAGACUUUGAAGUUCAACUCCAAACAGGUCAAUGUUCUGGCUUCAGGUGGCAGUAAGGGCGAAAUCUACAUUUGGGAUGCAAAUAAAGUUUCCUCAGAGGAUUACUCGCCGUUCGUGCCCGGAACGGCCAUGACGCCUCUCGACGAAAUCUUCUCGCUUUCUUGGAACCAGAACCAAUCACACGUUUUCGCUUCUGCUGGGUCCUCAGGGUUCGCGUCGAUAUGGGACUUGAAGGCCAAGAAAGAGGUCAUUCAUCUGAGCUAUUUGUCGCCCGUGACAGGCACCAAGAACCAGCUGUCUAUCGUCGAGUGGCAUCCUAACAAUUCGACCAAAAUUGCCACGGCAAGCGGCAACGACAGCGAUCCUUCUGUUUUGGUUUGGGAUUUAAGAAAUGCCAACGCGCCUUUGCGCGUGUUGUCACAUGGCCACAACAAGGGUGUGCUUUCGCUCGACUGGUGCAAACAGGACGAAUCGCUUCUACUUUCCAGUGGUCGCGAUAACACAUGUGUUUUGUGGAAUCCAGAAGAAGGCCAAAAACUAGUUCAGUAUCCAACUCGCGGAAAUUGGAUCUUCAAGACCAAAUUCGCCCCUGCUGCGCCGGAUCUUUUCGCCUCAGCCUCUUUCGACAACAAAAUCGAAGUACAGACAUUGCAAGAUCUGACCACAACGCUAGAUUUGGAUGAAUCGGUUACCAAACAACAAGAAUCAGAGGUUGACUUUUGGAAUAACGUUUCAGAGCAAAAAGAUACCGAAAAGCCUAUAGUUUCACAAGUGCAAGCUCCUGCGUGGUAUGAGACCAAGUCUUCGGCACGUUGGGCCUUUGGCGGCAAGCUUGUCUAUGUGAGUGGGAAUGGCAAAAAUGUUACUAUCGCCAAUCCUUCUAUUCCAGGUAUCGAACAAAACACGCUGUUGGAUAAGGCUCUUCAAACCAGCGAUUUCAAUCCAAUUAUCAACAAGCGACUUGCUCAGAGUUUGGAUAAUGUUAACGAGGAAGAUUGGACAAUGCUCGAAAAGCUUUCGCUAGAUGGUCCCAAGGCUUUUUUGGAAGAAGCGCUCUCUUUCGAUGAUGAAGAAGACGAGAAUUCUGACGAGAAAAAGGGUAAUGAGGAAGAUGAUUUCUUCAGCAAGUUGAAUGAAAAAUUCGAACCUUCUGGCCCUUUCAAACUCGAAGCUGAAAGCGAAUCAAUCGAGAUUAUCCAAAGUUUACUUCGCAAAAACUACAAAGCUGCCAUUUCAACGGCUUUGGAGAAAGAUCUUCUUUUGGAGUCCCUUGUUAUUGCCUUGGACUCCAACGAUGAAGUUUUGAAGAAGCAGGUUAAGGAAGCCUACUUUUCGAAGAGAAGCCACGAUUCACCUCUAGCGCGUACAUUAUAUUGUUUUUCCAGUCAAAAUCCCAUCGACAUGGUUGAAAACCUUGACGUUGAGCAAUGGAAAUAUGCUGCAAAGGCUGUUAUAACUCUGGAAGCAGACGCCGAGACAAAAAAUGAAUUGCUCGUCAAAUUGGGUGACAAGCUUCUUGCCAGCGACAAGCGCCAGGAUGCGCUCAUUUUGUUUGUCGCUGCACACUCUCUGGAUAAAGUGGCUUCUGUCUGGCUCAGCGAGUCUUCAGAGUUGGAAUCCAAAAUGAGAAGCAAAAAAGCGUCCGUUUACGAGGCUCAUUUGGAGUGUUUGACGGAAUUUGUUGAGAGAUUCACAGUUUUCUCUCGCAUGACAAGCGCCUUGGGAGACUCAAAAUUUGUCAACCAGGAGCUCGUCUCAAAACUACUAGAGUUUGUCAACUUGACCUCGUCUAAUGGUAACUUCGACCUCGCUUUGAGGUUUUUGGAGACGCUGCCUGAAAGCAAUGAAGAGGUUGCAACUGAGAAGCAGCGCGUUUUGAUCGCCUCCAAUAAAACCGAUUCUGCUACUGCCAAAACUAAAAAACAUAAAUAUGGCAGUGAAAGUGCUGUGGCCCCCGGCCCCUUCAAUCAGGCCUCGAAUUUGGUUAAGCCGGGGUUAGUUUCUACUUCUCCUUUUGCGCAACCCGCUACCUUAGCUACGCGGACACCAUCUAUCGGCGGUUCUGCUUCCUCAGUUGCGAGACAAAAUUCCUACAUUGCGACUGGAAGUAACUUGGCGACUCCGAUGAAUAAGUACGCUCCGGUUGGAGGUGUUACGGCAGCUCCAAGUAGCGUCCCUGUAACAGUGCCAAGUGCCUUCGGUGGGCAAACAAAUCCAUAUGCGGCCCCUGCUCCCUCGGCAAAUCCUUACGCUCCUCCUCAGGCAAUGAACACAGGCUUUGUCGCCAGCGCUGCAGCAGCUUCCGGAAACUUUACCAAUGGAGUCAGCCUGCCUUACAACCCAAUUGCAAGUGUGAUUCCUCUAGGAGACAGGGGCUUCAAUGAUUUAGGUGCCGGCAUGACCCGACCCCCCAGCGAACCAUCUGGCCAAUCUCCACACUUGAAUAAGAAGGCUAACGAUGGAUGGAAUGACUUACCCUUGAGUGUGAAGGAAAAAUCAACGCGUGCCAAGGCAGUUUCUGUAGCGCCAGUGAGUAUCCAUAACCCAGUGGCAUCCGUUCCUGGUGCCCAGGCGCCUUCAAGUCGGGCAGUUCCUCCACCACCCCUUUCUAGAGUAACAUCGAGUGCCACGGUGGCCACCCCACCCCCACAAAAUGCCACAACUAAAGCUUUACCGCCUUCUGCCGCCACUUCCUCAUCGACACCUUCUAACCCUUACACUCCUCCUAUGAAAGCUGUCGCGCCACCAUUGAUGAACUCGCAAUCCAUUGCGCCACCAACCCCACCGCUAAAUCCUUAUGCCCCACCAGUAGCUACCACAGCGGCUCCCGCGGCAGCCGCCAACGCUUAUGCCCCUUCGGUAGCAACCUCUACUGCUCCUCCAGUGUCCAACCCUUACGCACCCUCACCAGCUGCGAUGGUUUCUCCUACACCGGCAACGAUGGCUUAUGGUUCAGGACCACCCUUGAACGGAUUCACAAGCAAUCCUCCUCCCACGAAGCCAUCGGUUGGACCACCUCCAAAGACGAUGAACAGAAAGACCCAUGCUUCUCAACAGGUGGAUUCCGCCAACGCCCUGUUAGAUUCAAUGCAAAAUAAAGCUCUUCCGGUUCAAGCGGCCAGUGAGCUUCCACCAGUUACUGGAAGCCAACCUCCCGCAUCGGCAGAAUCUUCACUAACUGAAACUCCUUCUCAAAACGCUCCUUCAGGUAUACCGGCUGACCAAGAGCCGAUCGUGGAGUUUUUGCAAAGCGAACUUGCGCGUGUCAGUCCGCUGAUCCCACGUGAGUAUAGCAAGCAAUUGAAAGACUGUAAUAAGAGACUAAACAUUUUGUUCGGCCACUUAGAGAGACAAGAUCUUUUGACGCCUCCUACGAUUGCAAAACUGCAAGAGACGAUUAACUUUAUGAAGGAACAAAAAUACGAAGAGGCCAUGCAAUGUCAUGUUGAAAUCGCAACCAAUCACUCCCAAGAGGCUGGAAACUGGCUGACUGGUGUUAAAAGACUCAUUAGUAUUGCGGAGGUCACUUCGACUUGA